Messenger RNA from Arachis duranensis, 924 nucleotides. RefSeq lists its product as uncharacterized. The record is from RefSeq and is a predicted model, not a curated record. The coding region runs from base 1 to 924 and encodes 307 amino acids. The transcript is spliced from 4 exons. Lineage: Eukaryota; Viridiplantae; Streptophyta; Magnoliopsida; Fabales; Fabaceae.
AUGGGCUUUGGUCUUAGAUGGAGAAUUUGGGUGAAGGAAUGUGUGACUACAGCGUCUAUAUCAGUGUUGAUCAAUGGGUCACCAUCCAAGCCGUUCAAGAUGGAGAGAGGACUCAGACAAGGAGACCCUCUAUCUCCUUUUCUGUUCGUUCUUGUCGUUGACGUUCUGCACAGGAUGGUGGGGGAGGCUGUAAGGAAUGGACGAAUUUUUUCAUUGCUGGUGGGAAGGGACAAUAUAGAAUUGUCGCAUCUCCAAUUUGCAGAUGACACAAUCUUAUUCUAUCCACAGGAAAUAAUAAAAUCCGUUCUCAAUAGUCUGCCGGUUUACUACUUGAGCUUGUACAAGAUGCCAAAAGCGGUUGCAGAAAAGAUAAUUGGACUUCAGAGAAGGUUCAUGUGGAGUAAAGAGGAUGGGAAUUAUGGUAUACCACUGGUGAAAUGGGAGGUAGUUCAAGCUCUGAAAAAGCUAGGUGGCUUGGAGCCAGACCUUGCCAUCAAGAGGGGCCCUUGGAAAGAUAUCUGCCAGCUUAAUAUCAAGGAGCAACAGGUAAGAGACAAGAUGAUCAGUGGUUUGUCUAUGGAGAUGGAAAACGGCAGGAGCACUCGUUUUUGGGAGGAUGCUUGGUUACAAGGUGGCUCUUUGAAAGAUAGUUUUCCGAGACUCUUCUCUGUUUCAAAUCAACAAGGUUUCGUAAUAGGGGACUGUGGCUUUUGGGAUGUGGUAGAGUGGGUGCUGCAGAAAGAGAUUCUUUCAGAAGAUAUCAUGAGUUACAGCUUCACUAGUUCGAUUUGGCAUGGCUUGGUGUGGUGUGCUUGGUUGAAGUAUGCUGAUAGAGCAUGGGCCAUUAUUCUGGGACCGUUAAAGAAUUCUUCGAGAGUUGGACUGGAGUACCAGGCAGAAAGUCGGAGCACCAGAAAUGGCUAA